Molecule: messenger RNA, 990 nt
Organism: Saitoella complicata NRRL Y-17804
Lineage: Eukaryota; Fungi; Ascomycota; Saitoellomycetes; Saitoellales; Saitoellaceae
Exons: 3
Coding region: 32-916 (294 amino acids)
Biological process (GO): spindle pole body duplication; protein import into nucleus
Cellular component (GO): nuclear pore transmembrane ring; nuclear outer membrane
Source: RefSeq, a predicted model, not a curated record
CCAAAAAACAACAACAACAACAACGACGACGAUGUCGGUCUACAGCACUCCGCAGAGACCGCAGCAGCCGUUCAGCCAAUCUCCCUUUGCCAGCUCCCUUUACAAGGCUGCCUCUGAAUCUACCCUCUCCAAUGCAACCCCGGCAUCGCCUCGACUAUCUUCUUUUUCAACUCCUCAAUCGAAACUCAUGACACCCGUAGCCUCACCGGCCUCAUUUCACACACCCACAUCCCCUCCCCACCAAACGCCAACGGGAGCUUGGAAACAUCCUGCUCUGGAAACCUUGGCUGCGGACCGCAGCAUUUGCGUAGCUGGGCCUGAACGCACGAAAAGGAUCAUAUGGAACGCUUUGGCAAUGUUGGUGUUCCGAUGGAUCUCCAAUGCUAUUGCGGAAUCUGAAUCCCUGGCAGCCUACUUUCCCUCUUCUUCGAGUAUUCCUACAUAUUCGACGGGAGCCUAUUAUGCUAUUCAGUGUCUUUUUGUCUACAACAUUGUGCAAACUGUUGCGAUGUUUCUCUUCCCGAGCGAGCCGUCUUCGACCGCUGCCUUGACACCAGAUCAGCGCAAGCUGUUGGGUCUGGAAGGAAAUGUUCAUUUCAACUCCGCGACCGGCGCUCAAGUAGUUACACCGCCUCGUUACCAGCGCCAGACACCGCAAAGUCAAAGAUUACGCACACUCUCGACUUCUCAAAAGGCAUCUCCGUCUGGUUCACCACAAGCAAAGCAUUCUCCCUCGCAGCCCUCUCCACUUCGCGAGUCUUACUCUAGUGCUGCAACUGCUUCUGUAUUUGGCAGCUCAAUUGGUGCAUCAAGGAUCUUACAUUCAUCAACUUCCGCUUAUAACAGCGUUCGCUCGCCAGCCAGCGUGACGAGGAACUUGGAACGGUUGUUCAAGGAGGAAAAAACGAAGGCUUAGACGAGUGUAACGGCGAGAUAAUGUUUUGCUAUUCUAGAUGUUCACUACCACAAAUACAAUGCUCUUAGUGGCCG